GGGAGUUAAUCUACCAGCUCAUCUGGUGAUCAUUAAGAAUACGCAGCAAUAUGUGAAUGGGGCAUACCAGGAGUACAGCAUCAGCACUAUUCUGCAAAUGGUGGGUAGAGCCGGCAGACCACAAUACGACACAGAAGCAACAGCUGUUAUUAUGACUCGCAACGCAGAUAAGGCGCGAUAUCAAUCGCUAUUAGGUGGAUGCGAGCCUCUCCAGAGUUACUUGCACAAGCGCCUGGCAGAGAAUCUGAACAGCGAAGCAGCGUUGGGCACGGUGGGCGACGUGGCUCAAUGUGUUCAGUGGUUGAACUCGACGUUUUUGAACGUGAGGGCCGCCCGCGACCCGAGGAGGUAUCUGGGACUGCCACAGAAUGCACCAAAGCAGCUUAUUACUAAAAAAAUUGAAGAGCUGUGUGUGAGAGCAAUGAACAGCUUGGCCAGCUCUGGUCUGAUCAGGAUGGACGAAGCGUGCUGCAUACAGUCCACGGAAGCGGGCCAACUGGUGUCCGUUUACUACAUCGACGUGGAGACCAUGAAGAAUAUUAUGAAAAUGACAGGCUCAGAAUCGUUAGAGAGUAUUUUGUGGCUCGUGUGUGAAAGUCACGAGCUGUCGGACAUGCACUUGCGAGUCGACGAGCGCAGAUAUCUCAACGCUCUGAAUAGGAACAACGCGGCCGCCGCUAUACGAUUCCCGAUGAAGGGCAAGAUUAACACUCGCCAGAUGAAAUUGAAUUGUAUAAUCCAAGCAGUGCUGGGGUGUUUGCCCAUACCAGAUCCGUCGUUGAACCAAGAGGCGAUGAAAAUAAUGAGGAUCGCAGCCAGAGUUUGUAAAUGUCUUGUAGCCUACGUAACAGGACCGUUUUUAUCCCAGAAAACUAACAUUUACUCAGCUGUAUUAAAUGCGCUAGUUUUGAAUAAAUGCGUAAAGGCACAUCUCUGGGAGAAUUCACCGUAUUUGAGUAAACAGCUCAAAGGCAUUGGCCCCACUUACAGUUCCUUACUAGCAUCUGUAGGAAAGAUAAAUUUUAUGCUGCUUGAAGAGAGUCAUCCUAGAGACUUGGAAAGAAGACAAAGAUUUGCUUAGUGUAUAUGACGGGUGUAUUAAGUGUAACGUUAGUAGGAAACAAAGCCACGAAUACAAACUUAUUGCACACUGUAUCAGUGCUAAUUUUGUUGGCAUCGAUGAACAUUGUGAAUUCGAAAUCAAAGAUAUGUUUCCAAGAAAUGAUAAUAAUAUUAACUGUUCUGAGAUAUCUCAAAACGUAUCUCUAGGAGCUUCAAUAGAUAGCAAAAAAGA
Leptidea sinapis is the source of this 1294-nucleotide messenger RNA. Its product is annotated as probable ATP-dependent DNA helicase HFM1. The record is from RefSeq and is a predicted model, not a curated record. Bases 98 to 1081 code for a protein of 327 amino acids. The transcript is spliced from 10 exons. Lineage: Eukaryota; Metazoa; Arthropoda; Insecta; Lepidoptera; Pieridae.